AAAUCUUUCACACACACACACACAGUAAUACAAGAGCCUCAACAUCUUCUCCUUAAGUCUUUUUCUUCUGCAAAUUAAAUGGAAGGUACAAAGAAGGUGAAAUCCCAAGCGCUUCUAUCCAAACUCGCCACCAGCGAUGAACACGGCGAAAACUCACCGUAUUUCGAUGGAUGGAAAGCUUAUGACAAAGACCCUUUCCACCCCCUCACCAACCCUAACGGAGUCAUCCAAAUGGGCCUCGCCGAAAAUCAGCUUUCGCUGGACAUGGUGUUGGAUUGGAUCAAGGCAAAUCCGGAGGCCUCCAUCUGCAACGCUGAAGGACUCCAUGCAUUCAAAAAUAUGGCAUUGUUUCAAGACUAUCACGGCUUGCCCGACUUCAGAAAGGGAGUGGCAAGAUUCAUGGAAAAAGCACGAGGCGAAAGAGUGAGAUUCGAUCCAGAUCGCAUAGUAAUGGCGGGUGGAGCAACCGGAGCUAAUGAGGUUGCUAUAUUCUGUUUGGCUAACGAGGGCGAUGCAUUUCUCGUGCCGUCUCCUUAUUAUCCUGCAUUUAAUCGGGAUUUGAGAUGGAGAACCAAAGUCCGACUACUACCGGUAACCUGCCAAAGCUCGAACAAUUUUCAAAUGACCAAAGAGGACCUUGAAGAAGCAUAUGAGAAUGCCCAAAAAGCCAAUAUCAAGGUUAAAGGGGUAAUUCUGUCAAACCCUUCCAAUCCAUUAGGCACGACAAUGGACAAGACCAAUUUAAGAAGCCUAGUAACAUUCAUCAAUGAGAAGCAAAUCCAUCUAGUGUGCGACGAAAUAUACGGGGCGACCGUGUUCCGUUCACCGCGAUUUGUGAGCAUUUCGGAAGUAGCGGAAGAGAUGGAGUGCAACCUUGACCUAAUUCACGUGGUGUAUAGUUUGUCUAAGGACAUGGGCCUCCCCGGCUUUAGGGUCGGGAUUUUGUACUCGUACAAUGACCACGUGGUUAGUUGUGCUAGGAAGCAGUCGAGCUUCGGACUAGUUUCGUCGCAAACGCAACAUUUAUUGGCGAAAAUGUUGUUGGACGAAGAAUUUACGGACAAGUACUUGUCUGAAAGCAGGAGGAGGCUGGCGAGCCGGUACGACUCGUUUACUAAAGGGCUUAAAGAAGUGGGCAUAGGGUGUUUGGAGAGCAAUGCUGGGCUUUAUUGUUGGAUGGACCUUAGGCAACUAUUGAAAGAGCCCACAUUUGAUGGUGAGAUGGAGUUGUGGAGGGUGAUUGUUAAUGAGGUGAAGUUGAAUGUGUCACCCGGCUCGUCCUUCCACUGCUACGAGCCGGGUUGGUUUAGAGUUUGCUUCGCGAAUAUGGAUGACGAGACCUUAGAGAUCGCUCUAGGGAGGAUCCGGAUGUUCGUUGAGAAAGGGAAGGGGGCCAAGUCGUGGCAAAGGAACUUGAAAUUGAGCUUUUCGUCGCGAAAAAUGGCCACCUCACCUCGUAUAAUGUCGCCUCACUCGCCUAUACCACCUCACUCACCACUCCUUCGCGCCAAUAACUGAGCACAUUUCUUACACAAACAUGAAUAUUUUUUUUGCACACCUUGUCCAAUAUAAUUGUAAGUCUAGCAUUUCCAAUUGUCCAAAUGGGCUUACAGCCCAACCACAUUUUAUCUGUUCUAUUACUGCCCCAAAUGUAACUAAUUGGGCUGGGCUGAAAAUUUGUACUGUAGUAUGUAUCUGUGAGCUUUGCAUCCUCUGAAAAAUAUAUGGA
Messenger RNA from Salvia splendens (bonfire salvia), 1729 nucleotides. RefSeq names its product 1-aminocyclopropane-1-carboxylate synthase. Lineage: Eukaryota; Viridiplantae; Streptophyta; Magnoliopsida; Lamiales; Lamiaceae. The record is from RefSeq and is a predicted model, not a curated record. Gene Ontology annotation, molecular function: pyridoxal phosphate binding; transaminase activity. Gene Ontology annotation, biological process: amino acid metabolic process; biosynthetic process. The transcript is spliced from 3 exons. Bases 79 to 1518 code for a protein of 479 amino acids.